Messenger RNA from Spodoptera litura, 3701 nucleotides. It is a transcript of the gene Haspin, whose product is annotated as haspin. The record is from RefSeq and is a predicted model, not a curated record. Gene Ontology annotation, biological process: intracellular signal transduction; protein phosphorylation; mitotic cell cycle. NCBI's taxonomy places the organism in Eukaryota, Metazoa, Arthropoda, Insecta, Lepidoptera, Noctuidae. Gene Ontology annotation, molecular function: histone H3T3 kinase activity; ATP binding. Gene Ontology annotation, cellular component: cytoplasm; nucleus.
AUGUACCUACAGACCAGACAUCGGAUAUCGGUGGAAUUUGAAAAUUGCCUUCAGAACACUAAGCAUGUGCUUGUCUAUAUUUCAGAUUCUGACAAAGAAAACUCUGACGAAAGAAUAAAUCUGACAAGAAACAGUUCAGAUAUAAAAGCUUACCAACUUGUAAUAGAGAAAGAAGCACACCCCACACCCAAAAAGUGCAAUGAUUCCAUCAAUAAUAUAGUUAAUAACUUAUCCCUAAUAAAUAAGUUAAAGAAUAAGAAUAGCUUCAAUGAAUCUAUGAAGAAACCUCUAAAUUAUUAUAAGCAUCGACUGACUAGAAAUAUUCAAUCUCCUAUAUUGCAAAAAUCACCAUUAUGUAGCACACCUUUCAAAAUGAAAUACAGAGGCGACUCCAUUUUUAAAUUCUCACCUAUAUCACUGUCUAAUGAUGACAAUAGUCCAAAAUAUACAACUAUAACCGAGGAUAAUGAUAAUGCAAACAAUAGUGUAAUACUAACGUCUCAUAGUAAAACUAAAAGUUUUAAAAGUCAUAUAGAAAAUAAAAAUGUAACUAAAGAAGACUUAGUUCCUGAUAAUAGUGUUAAUAAUGAUAUAGACAAUGAAAUAGUUGCUCCAGUAAUUGAAACUAGUAUAAAUGAAGUGGCUGAAGCUGUGUAUGAGAAGAAUAAUUCUAUACAUGAGGGAGAAACUUCUGGAUUAAUUAGUGAAAGUAAAGCAAUAUCCAGUAUUGAGAUUAGUUCUUUACAAACUACUGAAGUUGAACCAUUUUUAGGCUUCCCCACUGACCCUAAUGUCAGCAAAGAUAUAAUAGCAAAUAUAAUCCCAGAUUUAGAUGAAACAGAACAUGAUAAUGAUGUUACUGAAAUUGAGAACAAAGAUCAAAGUGAUAUAGAAGAAGCUGUAAAUGAAAGUGAUGCUGCUAAUAAUGCUGAAAUUGAUGUUAAAGAUGAUGACAAUGACUCACACGACUUGGAAAAUGCUGAUAGAGAUUCUUUGUAUGACACUUGCACAAGUGAUCAAAGUUCUAUUGAAGAAAAUGUUGUCAGAGAGCCUAUUGUAAGGCUUCAAAGGAUGAAUGACUCCUCAUUCUUUAGGUAUUAUGAAAAUAUGAAUAAUUUUGACUCUGUAGGUGACAAUACUAAAGAGAGCCUGAGAGAGGAAUCUGAUGAUGAAGAACCUAUAAUUGAUAAUGUUCUAAAUGAAGACAAUACAAGUCAAGAUGAGGUACUUUCUCAAGAAGACGAAUUUGAAAGUUUCGCAGAUAGUAAUACAUCACAGGACCAUAUAUCUGAAAGUGGUUCUGCUACUGACGGCACUGUAGAUAAUGAUGUUUUCCAAAAUGAGGCUGAUGACUAUAUUGAUAUUGUUUCUUCGAAUGAUGAUGAAGGUGAAGCAAAUGAACAAGAGAAGUGCAUUAGUUUUGUAACAACAAGAAGAAGGAAUGGAAUUACGAAUGAUUCAAUGUUGUCUAUCUUUAAUGAUUCCUAUGCUUCCACUAGUACUGAUUGUGAUAAGACUGUUCUUAGUAAUAAUAAAGUUACAAUAAGCGAAAUUAACAAAGAUAAUGAUACAGAUUCUUUAACAUCUUUAAAUGAACAAGGCAAAAAUGAUAUUGGCGAAGUAACAAAAGAUCUUGAAGAUCAUGAUAAAACACAAUCAGAAAAAAAUGUGCCAUUAAAAAAAGAGGAGGACAACAGAAUAUCAUUUGUCACUACAAGAAGGAGUACUGUUGCUGAUAGAAAGAGUGCCAUAAGAAAUAGAAAGAGUUCUAUCAAACCUAAAAUACAGACUAUAGCAGACAGAAAGAUUGCUCAUUUCCCCAGCGAAAGUUUAAGACACAGUCCAGAUAGUUCCAGGAGAACAUGUUUCGAGAAACCAGGCAUAGUUCUUCAGCCUGGUAAAAAAUGGGAAAGGUCUCUGAGCAUUUACAGAAGAAUUACUAUGAUGACUGAUCAUUUUGACCAAUCUAUUCUUGAAGACGAACCAACUGAGAAAAAGGGCAGAAAAUAUCGCCAAAGUGUGAUCAGUACAAUGGAGAUGCAAGAUAUGAACUGUUCCCUACAUAAUGAAUCAAUCAAUAGUCGCAGAAGUACAUUUGUUUCUAAACCAAGUCGAUCUACAAUUCGAAUUGUGAAAGACACAGAUAAUUCAAGACUUAGUCUUUGCAACACCACAGUAUUCGAUGACUUGAAAGGUUUUUUGAACGAGGAGUGUGAUGAUACUAUUAUCGAAUUAUCCAAACUCUCGAUUGCUGAUCAGUCGCACGAGGUCACUGUACUAGACAACUUCCAUGAUACUUCGAGCCGUAUAACUACAGCAAAGGAUUACGUGUUGCGUCGAUGCAAUCAAACGGACGCGAUACUCUUUGAUGAAUGUUAUCCAGACGCGGAUUUGAAAAACUGCCACAAAAUCGGCGAAGGGGUGUACGGCGAAGUGUUUCUGUGGCGAGACAGAGAUGGCCGAGCUCGCGUACUGAAGAUCGUCCCUAUUGCCGGCACGCUCAAGGUCAAUGGAGAGAGUCAGAAGGACUUCCACGAGAUCAUAUCUGAGAUUGUGAUUGCUAUGGAAUUGAGCGCACUACGCGCUCCCAUAGCCGAAAUUAAUCGCCAUUUUGAUGACGGGAAGGACGUUGAGGCGCUGGACUUGCACUCUAUAGAGAAUGCCACUGAUGUAUUCAAUGAGGUUCUUGCUGUGAGAUGCGUAUACGGCAGCUACCCAGCUCGCUUGCUUGAUUUGUGGGAUCUAUAUGACGAGUGCAAAGGCUCUGAGAACGACAACCCUGCUAUACUGCCGGUAGACCAGCAGUUCAUUGUGCUGGAACUAGCUAACGCAGGUCAAGAUUUAGAGAGCUACCAGUUCAACAACGCUGAACAGGCUUAUGCCUUGUUCCUUCAGGUUGCGUAUGGUCUGGCGGUUGCAGAGGAGGCCUUUCAGUUUGAGCACAGAGAUUUGCACUGGGGUAACGUGCUGAUUGCUCCCACAGAACAAAAGUACGCAACGUUUGUGCUGCGCGGUCGGUCGCACCGGGUGGCGCGGUGCGGGGUGGCGGCGACCAUCAUCGACUACUCUCUGUCGCGCGUGUCCCUGCCACUGGCGGCCGGCGACUGUGCGGCGCUGUACAACGACCUCGCCACCGACGAGUCACUCUUCGAGGCCGUCGGGGACUACCAGUUCGAGGUGUACCGCCUCAUGAGAGAGAAGUUGGGAAAUGAUUGGAAGAACUUCGCGCCGUACACAAACAUCCUGUGGCUGCAUUACACUGUGGAUAAAAUGAUAACGGCCCUCCGCUACAAGAGGACAAACACGAAGAUUCACAAGCACUACAUUGACAAACUGAAGGGAAUCCAGAGCAGAAUACUAGACUACGGUAGCGCGGCUUUAUUUGUGCUAACUGACAACGAAAUAUAAAAACGAACAAAUUAUGAUAAUAUACAAAACAUUUCAUAUGUAAAUUAAUACAAACUAGUCUUAACAAUGGAUUUAAUAAACUGCUGUUGCUAUAAAUCUGACAUAACAAUGAAUAACAUAAAUUAUUAUAAUGUAAAUAAUAUUUGCUUUGAUAAAUUGUUUGAAACGAUAGACGCUAAAAGAGUUAUUUACGAUGUUGUCGCAUUAUUAGAACACUUACAGAUAGAGGGUGCCUUUUUAAAUAAGGUAGUGCCUUUGUUCACAUUAAUAAAUUCAUAUAUUGUGUUCCGAAA